Messenger RNA from Brassica rapa (field mustard), 4969 nucleotides. RefSeq lists its product as uncharacterized. The record is from RefSeq and is a predicted model, not a curated record. NCBI's taxonomy places the organism in Eukaryota, Viridiplantae, Streptophyta, Magnoliopsida, Brassicales, Brassicaceae.
GACAGAUGCCUAAAUUCUCCUGGUACCUCUUUUGUCGACCAGUGAAGUUACCUUUGAAGUUCCAAAGGCAUUUUCAAUUUACACCAGGAGUCAACACUCUGCUUAACGAAUGUCUACAAGGUUUUUGUGAAGUAUGUGGGCGCAUUACGUGAUUCAGGACGAUGCUUAAUCCAAAAUGGAGGACCGGAGGAAGGUCAGGAUGAUGGGGAUUAUGGCGAUAUAAAUCCACAAGAUGGUGAUCCUAUACUUAACCAAGGAAUUCUCAUUGGAGAGACUAAUGAAGAAGAUGGGGACCAACAGAUGAAUCACAAUGCACAAGAUGAAGCAUUGGUUGAAAUGCGGGUGAUCCAUAUCGGUUUCAGAAACCGGUGAAAGAGAUCAAAGUAUUCAGAGUGUAACUUUGGAGUGGGAUCACGAAACGGACCAUGUUUUGAUAUCAACAUGGAAGAAAUGUCUAAUCCAAUACAACCAUUCGCUGACAGAGUUGAGGGGUCAUGAAUUAGAAAAGAGAAAGACCUGGAUGAAUGAUGCUGAUGGAAACAAAUUCAGGUUAAUAAAAGGAGGUAGAGGUGAAGCUAGUGGCUCCGGAAGUGGAAAGCGCAUGAAAGAUGAAUCUGCAACAAAAAUGCCGGAUCAAGAUCCCGUGACAAGUGAAGAUACUGCAACGGGAAACAUGUUGAGAAGCGUUGUGGGCCCUGAACCACCACUCCCACCAUUAGACAACAUGCUGGAACUGUCAAGGUCUAGGCAAUGACUCGACAGUUUGACGCCUAAAGGAGAUAAAGAGAAAAUAUCUCUCCGACAUCAUUUGUCUUUCAAAAACCAAGUCGCGCAAUGACUUUAUUCGAGAUGUGGGGGGGCACAGUUGGGGUUUUUUUACAUUAUGUAUCGGUUCCUCCUAUUGGACUUAUUGGUUUCUUAGUUAUCUACUGGAAGCACGAUGUACAGAUUUCCCUUUUAAGUCAGUCUAGUAAUCUCAUCGAUUGUAAUUUCCUAAGUAAUGAAUGUUGUUUCUAUUUGUCUUUUGUCUAUGAUAUAUCAUCCAAAUCCAGCCAUUAGACAUCACAAAUAGAAAAGGAUACAAAGAAUAGGGACAAGAAGAAGAAAGCAACCAUGGUUCAUUCUUGGAGAUUUUAGUGAUAUCCAUGGUAACCAAGAGAAAAUUGGAAGGAGAACUCGGCCACAAAUCUCUUUCCAUAAUUUCAGAGACUUGGUCCAAAAUAGUGACUUCACCGGCUAAAAUCUAUUGAGAGUAUAUUUUCCUCGGUUGGUCAAAGAGGUCAUCAUCAUGUGCAGUGCUGCCUUGACAGAACUUUGGCAAAUAGUAAGCUGUUUGAAGAAUAUCAUACUUCUGAAACAGAGUAUUUAGCAUUGGUGAGUCUGAUCACAGACCUAUGGUGACUUACAUCUCCUAUGAAAGAGAUGAACCAAAAUGGAUAUUCAGAUAUGACAGUCGUAUGAAUGGAAAGAAGGGGUUUACAAAUUCGAAAAGACGGCUGGAAAGGCACUGGACAAGCUCAAUUACUAGAUAUGACUCUGUCUCAACGUCUCUGGAGAUGUCGUAGUCAAAUCUCUCAGUUGAAAAAGACUAACCGCAUUCAUCGGGAGAAGGUGUAAAUAUACUCAAGAGUCGCAUGGACAAUGCUAUUUGCUCCAGUCCAGCUUCAAUUGAGGAGGAAGUCUUUUGGGAACAAAAAAGUAGGAUAACAUGGUUGAGAUAUGGAGACAAAAUUACUAAGCACUUUCACGAGAUUACUAAAGCAAAGAGAAACAGAAACAACAUCACAGCUAUUCAAAAUCCUGAUGGUGUAAUACAGAGAGGUCAACAAAACAUAGCUAAGGUUGCCUAAGAGUACUUUCAGAAGCUUAACUCAUCUGAUACUGUAACACCGAAUCAGUUUGAAGAAAUAUUUAGCAGUUUUUAGAAAUGAGUUACUGAUGACGUGACUAAAGAUUUAAUACGUUUAGUAACACCAGAGAAUAUCCAGACGGCUAUCUUUGAUAUUGGCGCACAUCGUGGGCUUGAUAGUUUUUUUGGCUAUCUUCUACCACCAAUAUUGAAAUGAAUUAAAACCGGAGAUCAAUGAUGAAGUAAUAAAGUUUGUUGAGGAAGGUACACUAGAUGAAUCCCUCGACCCUACUCAUCUUUGUCUCAUCCCAAACAUUUAUCCUCCGACUGGAAUGACGGGUUCAUGCCCAUUGCAGUGCCAUAUGUUUUUACUGUCAAAAUCGUAAAAUUGUGUUUUUCCGUCAAAACCAAAAAUCACAUUUUUUCUACUAAAAGAAAAAUUGCAUUUUAUUAAGUAUUGAUGAUAAAUUGUAAACUUUAAAAUAUUGUGUGUAUACUAAAUUUGUAUUGUCUAAAUGUGGUGAGAAAUAGUUGAUCACAAAAAUAAUAUAUUGAUAAAUAAAAUUAAAUAUGUUUUUAAUAUUUGUAAAAAUGGAUACUAAACCCAAACCGUAGAAACGUAUAAAUGUCUUCUUUCAGGUCUAACUAAUAAUUAUCUUACUUGCAUCAAAACUAUACUAAAAGGCAAAUACUAAGCCUCCUUAGAUGGUCCACGUCGGACUGGAAAAUUAGCCACUCAUGGAGCAGCAUUUGUCCACGUCAGGUUACUUUCAUAUUGGUUUGGGCUUUCCACGUUUUGGCCCGUUUGUUCUGUGCGAAUAUUGGUUGGACCCAUUUGCUCUUUACUUUCACGUGAUUGUUUAGAGACGACCAGACGUUGACGUAACCCUAAAUUUGCUCUUCUCUCCUCUUUCGACUUCCCCAUCUUCCAUUGUUCUUCUCAGCAAAUCGGUUUCGACGAUUAACUUCAUCACUUAUAUCCUCACAAUAACUACUGUAAUCAAGUCUUCGCGUGAACUGAUCCGAUGAAUUCCUUUCGCUUACCUCUCCAUUUUUUAUUUAUAACCCUCUUCUCCUCUUACCAAAUUCUUCCAUCACAACUAAGAAUAUUCUCUCAAAUCUCACUCCGAUGGAACUCAGCGGCAAAUCCCCAGCUUCCAGCGACCACAACACCAGCAAGAAGACUGUCGCCUCUUCUGCGACUGCGAAAUCAACCGGAAAGUCCACUGCUUCGUCUGCGAUCAUGGUGAAACGUAACGGCAAGGCUGUUGCUUCAUCUGCCAAUCCGAUGGAACCAAACGCUGCUACCGAUCUCUCCUCUCUGCCUAGCGAGCAAGUGAUGUUCUUCAGAGAGGUUUCUCUCGGCCCACGCGAAGCCGAGUUGAUGUUCCGUAUGAUUCAUUUCUGGGAUGCUCGCAACCCAAACACGAAGACCCUCAUUGGACGAGAGAUGCUCCUAAUCGACGAAGAGGGAACUGUUAUUCAAGGUUUUAUUCCAGCCAGUCGAGUUGAGAGAUAUGAGCUGAUAGCAGGUUCUGUCUAUAAGCUGAUCAAUUUUUUCGGAUCCAGAAGCAAAGAUCAGUUUCGCGUUGCUGAUCAUAGUGCCACCGUCUCAUUCAGCUGGAAUUCCUCUUUGUCUGUUCUUGAGAAUCCUCCGGUUCAAAUACCAGAAGAUAGGUUCAGGUUCCAUACCUAUGAGGAGUUUAAGGCCAAUUGUGACUCCAGAGCUGAUCUCUAUGAUUAUGUUGGUCAUAUGAAGUUGGUGAAUGGGCAGACUUUGACUGACCAUAUUGUUCUCGACGAAGCUGACAUAGCAGAGAAGCGGCAUCUGUGUGUUCAUAUACAGACACAUGAUGGACCAGUGAUGAAGAUGUAUCUAUGGGACAAGGCUGCUUCCGACUUUUGCCAGAAAUUCAAAUCGUACGGAGGCAUUCCAAGCGUUCUUUUGGUCACUACAGUGAAUCCUAAACAUAUUGGAGGGACCCUUGCUCUCACUUCGAUGUCAUCUUCCCGAGUGUUUAUGGAUGCCGAUGUUCAGCCAAGCAAGGAUUAUCUCGAAUGGUAUGUAUUUAUGUAUUCAAAUACUUUUUUCUACAACUUUUGUAUAUAUUUUAACACUGUAUUAUUCCUAAAAUAUCUGGGCUUUUGUCUUUGGUUCAGGUUGGUCUCAAACUCAGAAAUUGCUAAUAGAGUUUCAGCUGAGGUUGUCACUAAGCCUGAGGCAGUGACUCUUGGGGAACUAUUCUCUUACAUCAAGAAUGAAACUUCUAAGGUUGCUUGGUUCGAAUGCACUGCAACUAUAGAUGAUGUUAUUCAGGGUUCUGCUUGGUACUACAUUUCCUGUGGUGGCUGCAAUAGUAAGGCAGUGAAAGGGCCUACUUCCCUGGUUUGCAACAAUAAGAAGUGUGAUAAAAGAGAAGUCACAGGCGUACCUCAGUACCUGACAAAGAUUUCUGUUUAUGAUAAGAGUGAGCAAGCAGUUUUUGUCAUCCUUGGUGAUGCUGGAAAGGAGUUGACUGGCAAGCAUGCAGCAGAAUUAGUUGCAAAUUACUUUGAGUCUAAUGCUGGAGUUGGGGUUGAUCAUUGCGUUCCUGUUCCGGAUGCUUUGCUUGAGACAAUCGGGCAGACACGCAAGUUCAUCGUGAAGGUCUCGGAUCAUAACUUGACAGGCAAGACUCAGACCAUAACUGUCACAAAGAUUAUCCCAGCAGGUGCUCCUCUUCCAUCAGUGUCUGAUGGUAUCUCAAAGACUGGGGGUGAUGACUCUGGACCUUCCGGAGUGGUCGGAGGUGAUGCAGGUGAUAGGGCUAGAAAAGCAGCUGAGUAUCUUGAGUCGGAUGAGGCCAAGCGUUCGAAGAGUGGCUAAUAUAGCUUGAACUCUUCCUUCUAUGCAGUAAACGUGUUUGCUGCGGUUUAUGUGUGCUUUUAUUUUCCCUAAUAAUUUUGCGUUCUUGACAUUUGCAUUUUCAGAGUUUUAUCCUUUCAUGUUUAAGUUUUUGUUGAAUACAAUUUUCGUUAUAUGGUUUUACUUAUCCCUUUGAGCAAUUUACUUUACUUAUCCUGUUAUGAUCUUUUUAUUUGUUCAGUGUGAAGAUUAUCUUAGUUUACUUUAUACUAUGA